Molecule: messenger RNA, 4098 nt
Organism: Carcharodon carcharias (great white shark)
Lineage: Eukaryota; Metazoa; Chordata; Chondrichthyes; Lamniformes; Lamnidae
Gene: pde11a
Product: phosphodiesterase 11a
Exons: 20
Coding region: 116-2782 (888 amino acids)
Biological process (GO): signal transduction
Molecular function (GO): protein binding; 3',5'-cyclic-nucleotide phosphodiesterase activity
Source: RefSeq, a predicted model, not a curated record
GAAUUUUAACCUGUAGACUACUGCGCGCAAACAGGUUAAAUACAGGGUCAUGCUGCUAUGAUAUUUCUGUGCGAUACAGUUCGUUACACUGACUGAGGCUUCUCUAGUUGCAGCUAUGUCGGGUUCAGCAAAGCUAGACUUCUCUGAAGUGGAAACUUUUCUGGAUAAUCAUCCGGAUCUUUUCGAAGAGUACCUGCUGAGGAAAGGCAAGCACAGCACAGUGGAGAAAUGGCUCAAACAGCAUCACCUCAGCAAAACCCCAUCAACUCCCACUUCAGGGGAGAAGACCGUGCCUGCCAAGGAGUGCUGGGCGACCAAAGGAGACGGGCUGCAGAGGAGGCCCUCUCAGAGAGAGCUCAGGAAACAUUUUGCCAGAUCUAAGGCGAUGACCGUCAACAGGACUUACGACGAGCAUGUCAACUCCAGGGACAAGGAACCACUCUCCAGCAUGAGGAGGCGAGCUCUCCUCAGGAAAGCCAGUUCGCUACCUCCCACCACAGCUCAUAUCUUGAGCGCCUUAUUGGAAUCUCGGGUCAACAUCCCCCAGUACGCGCCUACAGCGAUCGACUAUAAAUAUGAACUAAGGGACAGCAAUGAGAGAGAAUUCUUUCUGGAACUCGUCAAAGACAUUUCCAAUGACUUGGACCUGACCAGCCUGAGCUACAAGAUCCUUAUUUUUGUCUGUAUUCUAGUCGAUGCUGACCGUUGCUCCUUGUUCCUUGUGGAAGGAACUUCCAACAAAAAGACUCUAGUGUCCAAAUUCUUUGAUGUGCACGCAGGGACCACAGUGCUGCCAUCGUGCAGCAUGGAAAACUCGAACGAAGUGCAGGUGCCUUGGGGAAAAGGAAUCAUUGGUUAUGUGGCUGAACACGGGCAGACGGUCAAUAUCCCUGAUGCCUAUCAGGACCGUCGUUUCAGAGAUGAAAUUGAUAAGCUGACAGGAUACAAGACAAAAUCCCUGUUGUGCAUGCCAAUUCGAAACAGUGAUGGUGAGAUCAUUGGUGUAGCCCAAGCUAUAAACAAAAAUCCAGGAGGAGCUCCCUUCACUGAGGAUGAUGAAAAGGUGCUGGGGAUGUACCUCCCAUUCUGUGGAAUUGCGAUCUCAAAUGCUCAACUGUUUGCUGCUUCCAGAAAGGAGUACGAUAGGAGCAGAGCCCUGCUGGAAGUAGUCAAUGAUUUGUUUGAAGAGCAAACAGAUUUGGAAAAAAUUGUGAGGAAAAUAAUGCGCCGUGCGCAGACUCUGCUCAAGUGUGAACGCUGUUCUGUGCUGCUCCUUGAAGACAUCGAGUCACCGGUGGUAAAGUUUACAAAAUCUUUUGAGCUCUUGUCUCCCAAAUGCAGCGCAGAUGCUGAAAGCAGCUCUAAAGACAGCAUAGAAAAAUCAUCAUAUUCAGAUUGGCUAAUUAACAACAGCAUUGCUGAGCUUGUAGCUUCAACAGGUCUCCCAGUGAACAUCAGUGAUGCAUAUCAAGAUCCACGGUUCGAUGCUGAAGCUGAUCAGAUUUCUGGUUUCCAUACCCGUUCAGUCCUUUGUGUACCAAUAUGGAACAGUGGCCAUCAGAUAAUUGGUGUGGCACAAGUCCUCAAUAGGCUUGAUGGGAAACCCUUUGAUGACGAUGACCAGCGGCUAUUUGAGGCAUUUGUUAUUUUCUGUGGCCUUGGUAUCAACAACACCAUAAUGUAUGAUCAAGUGAAGAAAUCCUGGGCAAAGCAGUCCGUAGCUCUUGAUGUCCUUUCAUAUCAUGCUACAUGUUUAAAGACUGAAGUGGACAAAUUUAAGGCAGCAAACAUCCCACUUGCUACUGAACUCAGUAUUGAUGAAUUCCAUUUCAAUGACUUCUCUCUUGACAAGGAUGCUAUGAUCACUGCAGCCCUCAGAAUGUUUAUGGAGCUUGGAAUGUUGCAGAAAUUCAAAAUUGAUUAUGAGACUUUGUGCAGAUGGUUGCUGACUGUCCGGAAGAACUACAGGAUGGUUCUUUACCACAACUGGCGGCAUGCAUUUAAUGUGUCUCAGUGCAUGUUUGCAAUGUUGACAACUGCAGAUUUUCAGGAACUUUUAACAGACACAGAAGUUCUUGGUCUAAUGGUAGGCUGCCUGUGUCAUGACUUGGACCACAGAGGCACUAACAAUGCUUUCCAAGCAAAGAGCGGGUCUGCCUUGGCACAGCUGUAUGGCACCUCAGCUACUCUAGAACUUCAUCAUUUCAACCAUGCGGUUAUGAUUCUUCAGAGUGAGGGGCACAAUAUCUUUGCAAGUCUAUCCUCCAGGGUGUACAGUGACAUCAUGCAGCUUUUGAAACAAUCAAUACUAGCAACAGAUCUGACGCUUUACUUUGAGCGAAGAAUGAAGUUUUUUGAACUCGUUAAUUCAGGAGAGUACAACUGGAAUGUAAAGGAUCAACGAGAAAUGCUCAGGUCGAUGCUGAUGACUGCCUGCGACCUGGGGGCUGUAACUAAACCUUGGGAGAUAUCUAGACAGGUAGCAGAACUGGUUACUAGUGAAUUCUUUGAACAAGGAGACAGGGAAAGAUCGGAGCUGAAACUCACCCCUUCAGCCAUAUUUGAUCGUAAUAGAAAAGAUGAACUUCCAAGACUGCAGUUGGAAUGGAUCGAUGGGAUAUGUGUGCCCCUCUAUGAGGCUCUGGUGAAGGUCAAUCCAAAACUGAAGCCGAUGCUACAUGGGAUUAACAGGAAUAGGUGCAAGUGGGAGGAGAUGCACCAAGAAAGACAAGACAGCAAAGACAAUGCCAGCCGCAGCAUGUCCAUGCAAGACAUCAGUUAAAAUCCCAAGCAAUCAGCUUGACUUGGCUAUAAUUCAACCGGAUAAAAAAAAAUCUUCAGUUGUGAUUUGCAAGAGUGAUUGACGGUGCUGAAAUCCCCAGUGAGUUGCUGCACAAUGCAGAAUCCCUCUACUCACAACUGAGAGACAAAGCAACAAAAUAAGUAAUGCAAUACAACUAUCCUGUUGAAUGCUUAUGUCUAAAAGGCUGCCAAGAAGCACAGAAAGUUCCCUUACCAGUGCACAGAUAAUGCAGCUUCAUCUGGUGCUACCAGUUGCUAAGGGUUUGCUGUCUUCUGCAGAAAAUGUAUGAACAUGAUAAGCAGGUUUAACGAACAUCUAUUAUUUAAACAUCAGGAUAGAGAACUGGAGUAUUCUGUGCAUCCUUUGUUACUCUGCAUCAGCCAAAUCAGUUAUAAGCCAGUUAUUGCCUGCUUUUCUGCUGUCCUUCAAAUGCUGGAAUGUUCUUGUGAUUUUAUUUUCUAUUUUUCAAAUACUUAAACAAUUUUUUUACUUAAUUCUUCUCUACGUGAGGAUGCCUGGGAAUCAGUUCUCUGUAUUGAAGAAAACGUGAAUGGUAGAUGUGUAGAGGCAAAACCCUUUUACAAGCAGCCUUUGACAGGUGGAGCUACAGUGGUUAGAACUGAAGCAUUGUUUACUAUAGAGAAUGCGAGAGCAGAGCUUUGUUUUUUGCUUUGAGCAAGAUUAUUUUUAAGCCAAUGGUGGUUGAAGUUGUAUGUUAAACAGAAUGCAUGAUGAAGCAAAUCAUAUCAAAGCUGUACAAUUAACAGGCUGUGGGUGGCAUGGGGUUUUGUCAGCAUGAAAAUUCUAACUAAAUAAAAAAAGAGUAUUCAGUUCUGUGUGACUUUCCUCACAGCUGAAGGGUCAGAAGGGACACUAUCAGGAGUAGAAACUGAACCGACUGCUUAUCCCUGAAAGUCUCCAUAUUUGGAUUUUAAGAAUUCUGCAUGCAUUUCACUUCUGCAUCUGUAAAAUGUGGAAAAACAUUUGCAAGGUUGUUAAACCCUAUCACGGAUAAUUUGUUUUGUUGCAAAUAUAUUUUUGAAACUGCUACCUUUUCACACUUUGCUUAAUGGAAAGUGAUUGAUACCAAUCUGUUUCCUUUUAUAAGUACUGUAAUUCUUAGCACUUUUUUUGAACAGAAUUCAGUUUUCAUUAGCUAACGUCAACAAUGAUAUUCUAUGCAGUGACGCUCAAUUUAUUCCCAAAGUCUGAUUAGUUGGUAGUAUUCUCACCUCCAAGUCACAAGGUUCUGUAUUCAAGUCCCAGGACUUGAGCACAAAAAUCAAGGCUAACAC